GACUUCGGUUCCUCGGCCCACCCUGCAGAAUUCGACUCAUCUCAGCUUCUCCUCUUCCUCGUCGGCGCAUGGCGCCGCCGCCGCCGCCGCCGAUAGACGCGCCUCUGCGGCUGCCGCCUCUCCCGGCGGACACCAUCUUGGAGAUCUUGUCCCGCGUGGGCGACGCUACCGCCGUCGUCCGCUGCGCAGCCACCUGCAAAGCAUGGCGCCGCCUCAUCCUGGAACCGUCCUUCCUCUCCCGCCGUCGCGCCGGGCGCUCCGACCCCUCCCCUCUCCUCGGCUUCUUCUUCCUGGACACAUCCCAGAAGCUGCCCCGUCGCCGCCUCUACCUCCGCCGCCCCACGCGCUUCCUCCCCCUCGGCCCCUCUCAGUCGCAGGCAACCGCCCUCCCCCUGUCCCACUUCUUGCCGAAGCCGGACGCGGCCGGCCUCAGCGGGUUCGCCCCCGUCGCGUCAGGCGCCGGCGGGCUCCUUGCCCUCCGCCGUUCCCCGGCCAGCUCGUGCGACCCCGUCAGGAUCUGCGUCUGCGACCCCGUGGCAGGGACCUCCACCUUCCUCCCCCCUCUCCCGCCCACAACAUCCCCCGAGAACAUCGUCUUUCUCGACGCCGACGGCUCCUCGUUCCGCCUGCUUGCGGUGAUGAACCGACCAAUGGGGAUCCGCCUGCGCGUCUUCUCCUCCCAGACCGGGCAGUGGGGCACGGCUGUGACGGCCCCACUUCCUGAUAACAUGGUGAUCCACCUCUGCUCCCCUGCCGUCGUCCACCGUGGUGCCGCCCACUGGAUAUGCGGCACCCGUGCCCUCCCGAAUGCGGUGCACGCACUGGCCGUUCGCCCCGGCCAGGCCGAUGUCUCGGUGUGCCGAUUCGACCUUCCGCUGCGCGCAGGCAUUCACCGCCUGAACCACGCCGCAGAAGCCGUUCGCCUGUUCAGUUCAGCUCAGGGGUGUCUCUCCUUGGUUCUUCUGGAUGAACCUGUGAUCUCCGUCUGGAACUUCAAAGACAAUGGCGCUGAUGGCAGGCCCUGGGAGCUUCACAAGACGGUACAUCUGCCGUCGGUGUUGCCGUCGACAAUCUCUGAUCCUUCUGCAGGGUGGAGGCUCUCUGUCGUAGCAUCGUGCGAUCAGAGUGGCUCCUUGUUCUUGCGUGCUGUGGGCGAGGGCGGCCUUUUUGUGCUCAACCUGGAGACGGAGGUGAUGUCGAGGGUACGCAACGACCACUGCGCCAAGUUCCUGUGCCCGUAUGUGGCGAAUCUGAGUUCUUGCCUGGGAGCCAUGAAGAAUUUCUGAUGUUGGACUCAAAAUUCAGGUUUCUGAACACACUAGCUUAAUGCAUAUUAAGAGAUGAGUAUUCAGUUCUGUUUCGAUGUAUUCUACAGGUUUACUCUUAUCUGUGAUGUAUCACCUGUUUAUUUUCACAUCUGGAGGCUUCAUACUGAUUUAAGUUUCAGUUUAUUGUAUGCGGCUUGCUUAUUGUAGUCUUCAUUUCUAAUAAUCAGUGUCCUCUACUGCUAAACUUGAAUUUGGAUAUGAUUACAGUUUGUAUGUCCAGUGGGGUUCUAUAAUGUGAAACUGAAAGAAACAGGAUUAAAUUGCGCUU
Triticum dicoccoides is the source of this 1596-nucleotide messenger RNA. RefSeq lists its product as uncharacterized. Lineage: Eukaryota; Viridiplantae; Streptophyta; Magnoliopsida; Poales; Poaceae. Bases 69 to 1286 code for a protein of 405 amino acids. The record is from RefSeq and is a predicted model, not a curated record. Gene Ontology annotation, molecular function: protein binding. The transcript has a single exon.